GAAAGCUGAGAUGCUGGACCUGGUGAUCUUGGAGCAGUUCCUGGCUGUCCUUCCCCUGGAGAUGGAGAGCUGGGUGAGGGACUGUGGAGCGGAGACAAGUUCCCAGGCGGUGGCCCUGGCCGAAGGUUUCCUCCUGAGUCAGGCAGAGGAGAGAAAGCAGGGAAAGGAUCUCUUUGCACAAAUGGACCUGGAUUCCUGUGAGGCAGAGAGGCCUCCGUUGGACACCAGAGAGAGGCCACUGGGUGGCAGAAGGAUGCCGGCAAGACCUCCUGAUCCGCCUUUUCAUGGGGGCAGAAGGGAAGCAGCAGCUGUGGAACCAGAUCAGGGUCCAGUGUGCUUUGAAGAUGUCGCUGUUUGUUUCACGGACGAAGAGUGGGCGUUGUUGGAUCCUGAGCAGAGAGCUCUGCAUAAGGACGUCAUGGAGGAGAAUCGUGGGAUCAUGGCCUCUCUUGAUUGUGAUGAAACGGAAAUCGAGAACAAAGGUGACCACGACAAAAUCCCCAGAGAGGAGAAGCCACGCAAAAAUUUGGAGUGUGGAGAAAGCUGUAGUCAGAGCUCCCACUCCACUUGCCAUCAACAAAAUAUCAUUGGAAAGACACUCUAUCAGUGCAUGGAAUGUGGAAAGAGGUUCAGGAAGAGCUCCAUUCUCACUUACCAUCAAAGAAUUCAUACAGGGGAGAAACCCUAUCAGUGUGUGGAAUGUGGAAAGAGUUUCAGGCAGAGAGUCAGUCUCACUUCCCAUCAAAUAAUUCAUACAGGGGAGAAACCCUAUCAGUGUGUGGAAUGUGGAAAGAGCUUCACAUGUAGCUCCUCUCUCACUUCCCAUCACAGAAUUCAUACAGGGGAGAAACCCUAUCAGUGUGUGGAAUGUGGAAAGAGCUUCAGGAAAAGCUCCUCUCUCACUUCCCAUCACAAAAUUCAUACAGGGGAGAAACCCUAUCAGUGUGUGGAAUGUGGAAAGAGCUUCAGGAAAAGCUCCUCUCUCACUUCCCAUCACACAAUUCAUACAGGGGAGAAACCCUAUCAGUGUGUGGAAUGUGGUAAGAGCUUCAGGAAAAGCUCCUCUCUCACUUCCCAUCACACAAUUCAUACAGGGGAGAAACCCUAUCAGUGUUUGGAAUGUGGAAAGAGCUUCAGUAUGAGCUCCAGUCUCACUUCCCAUCAGAUAAUUCAUACAGGGGAGAAACCCUAUCAGUGCGUGGAAUGUGGUAAGAGCUUCACAUGUAGCUCCUCUCUCACUUCCCAUCAAAGAAUUCAUAUAGGGGAGAAACCCUAUCAGUGUGUGGAAUGUGGAAAGAGCUUCAGGAAGAGUGCCCAUCUCACUUCCCAUCAAAGAAUUCAUACAGGGGAGAAACCGUAUCAGUGUGUGGAAUGUGGAAAGAGCUUCAGGAAGAGUGCCCAUCUCACUUCCCAUCAAAGAAUUCAUACAGGGGAGAAACCCUAUCAGUGUAUGGAAUGUGGAAAGAGCUUCAGAAAGAGCUCCUCUCUCACUUACCAUCACAGAAUUCAUACAGGGGAGAAACCCCAUCAGUGUGUGGAAUGUGGAAAGAGCUUCACUCACAGCCACAGUCUCACUUCCCAUCAAAGAAUUCAUACAGGGGAGACACCCUAUCAGUGUGUGGAAUGUGGAAAGAACUUCAGGAAGAGCUCCUCUCUCACUUUCCAUCAAAGAAUUCAUACAGGGGAGAAACACUAUCAGUGUGUGGAAUGUGGAAGGAGCUUCAGGAAAAGCUCCGAUCUCACUUCGCAUCAAAGAAUUCAUACAGGGGAGAAACCGUAUCAGUGUGUGGAAUGUGGAAAGAGCUUCACUGAUAGCUCCUCUCUCACUUACCAUCACAGAAUUCAUACAGGGGAGAAACCAUAUCAGUGUGUGGAAUGUGGAAAGAGCUUCCGUCAGAGCUCCGAUCUCACUUACCAUCACAGAAUUCAUACAGGGGAGAAACCCUAUCAGUGUGUGGAAUGUGGAAAGAGCUUCCGUCAGCGCUCCGUUCUCACUUCCCAUCAAAGAAUUCAUACUGGGGAGAAACCCUAUCAGUGAAUGGAAUGUGGAAAGAUCUUCACUGUUAGCUCUAAACUCACUUCCCACCAAAGAAUCCAUACAAAGGUUGGAAAAACCAUUAUACAGCUUUAGGAGCCAGGCAAAUCCGCACCUUUUUAACCAGGCCUUUUUCUUAUUGACAUCUAAUGCUAUUUUAACAUGUGAUGUUUUGUGUUUUUAUGUUGUGUUUUUAUGCUCUAAGCAUUCUGAGACCUGUGGGUGUAGGGAAUACAGCCACUCUUAAAUUCCUUGGGGUCUUUGCCCCCUCCUAUAAAAUAUUUGAGGAGGCCACC
Messenger RNA from Podarcis raffonei (Aeolian wall lizard), 2331 nucleotides. Its product is annotated as zinc finger protein 883-like. Lineage: Eukaryota; Metazoa; Chordata; Lepidosauria; Squamata; Lacertidae. Gene Ontology annotation, biological process: regulation of DNA-templated transcription. The transcript has 5 exons. The record is from RefSeq and is a predicted model, not a curated record. Bases 11 to 2038 code for a protein of 675 amino acids.